ACCGCACUCGAGUGGGAUUGUUCUCUGGAGCUCCGGAAGAUAGGUAGCAUUUGGAUGGUCAUUGCAGGCGUUUGUACGAUAUGUGGAGGCUUUACCGUUGUUUUUGGACGAUAACAAGAAUACACACUUGGCAGAAAAUGCACAACGCAAGAUGUAUUUAAAACAGGAAAAGGAGUUUUUGACAAGUUUCGUGCAUUCAAUUGCAGCAGCUUCUUGGUGUCUUCGAAUUAUUUUGGGAAUCCCAUCAUCAUUGAUAUUGUUGUUCCCAUUGGAUCAUUGGAUUGGUAUGAAGUCAUCUCGCACAGAAGUGAAGAAGUAUACCGAUUGUGGAGAGGCGCAAAAUGGUACCACCUGGAAGCCAUGGCUGUAGUUGGUAUUCAUUGGUUUCUUGAUGUUAGUCCAUUGCAUCGCGCUCUAAAAUUUCUGAGAGGCCAUGAAAUAGAUUUGAUUCCACUUGACGUCGUCCCUUGUUUCUA
Mollisia scopiformis is the source of this 476-nucleotide messenger RNA. RefSeq lists its product as uncharacterized. Lineage: Eukaryota; Fungi; Ascomycota; Leotiomycetes; Helotiales; Mollisiaceae. Bases 152 to 370 code for a protein of 72 amino acids. The transcript has 2 exons. The record is from RefSeq and is a predicted model, not a curated record.